This is a messenger RNA of Amoebophrya sp. A120, 681 nucleotides long. NCBI's taxonomy places the organism in Eukaryota, Dinophyceae, Syndiniales, Amoebophryaceae. The record is from the annotation of a GenBank genome assembly.
AUGAAAAACUAUUGUUUGUAUGAAUUUAGCCUAUCCGAAAGAUUUCGUUUUCACGUAGCAAAAGACUGUUUUUUCGUUUCUGUUUUCAUGCAUCAAUUAACUAGUUUACUUUGCAACACUUUUUUGCAAUUGUCCUAUGACUUUGAUUCCGUCGAAGUAAUCUGAAUUUUUGAGAAAUCUUUUAUCCACUUUUCAUCAACAAGAACUCUCUUUUAUGCAAGCGUCGCUUAGUACGGCGUGGUUGAAAAUAUACCGGAUAGAGACCAUUAUGUUUCAAAGAAUUUUUCACAACUUUAAUUCCUUUUUCGGCAAAAGAAAUAAUUUCAUCUGAGAAACCUGAAAAGAAGACUUCAUCUAAACUUGUCAGCCCCCAUGUUGUACUAGAGUUGCUCGAGAUUUACUUCUCCCCGAAACACGGCAGCAGUACCCCUGCUGCAGGCGGGGUUCCGAGCUGGCGCACACUGCUACAACUGGUAGCACGACCAGAGAGGAGGCGCAGAAAGGAGAAGCAGCUGGUUAGUGCUGGCACCGCUUCUCCACGACCAGCUUUUGUGAACAACCGUGUAGGGGUGGAGUGGAGAGGACUCGCACAGAACCUGAAAAAUCAACAAACGACUCUUGUAACUACGGAACAGAGGCCGCCCCCGGUCCGAAAAAAUAAGUGCAGCAACCAAGAGUGAC